UCCGCCCCGGUGUCAGUCCGGUGUUAGUCCGCCCCGGUGUCAGCCCUCUGACGCCGGGGCGGCUCCUUUUCUCUGAACUCAAAUUGUUUCAGAACAUCACAGAAAACGCGUAGAACGUUCCACAGCAGCGUUCCAUCAGUGCUCCCCGGAGCGCAUGCGCCAUGUCCCGCGCCCUCGUAACAAACCCAUGCACGCGCAUCUUCGAUUCAAAUAAAGCGUAGAGUUUGACGUUAAAUUCGGACUUUAUCGUCAGUUAUGAUGUCAUGAUUACACACUUAUUGAAUGCAAAUAUUAAUUCUGUCUUUAACGAUGAAUAACGUUACAUUCCAGCGUUUAAUCUCACGACGUAAUAACGGCGGUAUUGGCUGGUUAUAAACCGUCUUUAUGAAUUCAUACAAAGGCUGCUGACUCGUGUAGAACAGCCGUGUCCGGUCGGUGGUUCGGUUCACUCUUAAAAAAAAGAAAAGAAACGAAAACAAAAAACCGUUUGAACGUUUGACGUUUGAACAGACUGAUAUUCGGUCAGAGCAGCAGCGCCAUCAUGGCUGACGCUCUUCGUCCCGGACACGAUUCCUCCGCCUGUUUCUGCUCUUUAUUCACGAACAGUCCGUCGAUUUAUUACAACAAGUGAAAUACGGCCCACAUCUGCCCGCCGUGUUGCGGACUCUGCGGGCGUCCAGCUCGGUGAUAACGCGACGGAGUCCGCUGCUGCCGUGACCGAACACGAGCACCGAACCGCGGCGUCGGCUGCCUCGCGGAUCGCUGAAAACAAGAACCGGGUCGAACUCACUGGCGCGUUCGGAACGUUGGAACGUCGGAACGUUCCAUCAGCGACAAACAGAAGCGGAACGGUCCCACAGCUACAAUCACACUUAACCGUUUCCUCGCCACACUGCUUUAAUCCCAAAACCGCAUUCUAUUUAAAUUCACCCUGAUCUUUAAAUAAAUGAGGUCGAUCAUUAUGAAACUCUCAUGUCUGUCUGUAGUUUGUAAAUGGUUCCUGUAACGUGAGAAUAAAGCCCCAAACUGUUGCACCGGAAACCGAUCCACCAGAACCACAGGUUCGAGUCCGUUUCACUCGGUUAAAAUGCAGUAAAAUCCCAGAUGUAAGAGAAGAAACUGGAGACCAUCCGUCCGUUUGUCUGUCCGUGAAGCCUGAUGUGUCAUGGCGUCUGUCCUCGGCUUCUCGGCGGUUCAAACACUCCGACGAACAGUCCAUCAGGUGCAGGUGAAUCUGCACAGCAGCACACAUCACCCCGCUGGUCCGCGGCUGCCCCCCGCACAUAACGGACCGUAGAUUUCCCGGUGUCGGUGCCGAGAGCCACCGGGACCAGUUUUGAACCAGGUGGCGGCAGCAAGAUGGCGUCGGAGGCUGCGCAGUACCGAGGAAGACGGAGACGGGGCGAUGACGUCUCACAGCAAAGACACCGCAUGUUUCCCCCGCAGUUAGAAAACAUCCACGAUGUCGACCGACGGAAAACAGACGGUACCGCUCGGAUUCACGUUACACCGUCGAAAUAUUUGACGAGUUCGACCACGCAGAAGGAUGCUGUCUUGAACCUUCGUACAGAUGUAUAAAAAGCAGGACCCUCCUGCCCUUUAGAUGUCUGGGGCCUGUUCAUGGCUUCUAAGAAGAAGCAGAAAGCAAUGGUGUUCCAUCAGGAAGGGGCAGCCGCCCCUGAAGCGGCGCCUGCCGCAGACCAUCCACCCGUCCGCUUUGUUGUUCCCAAACCAGGGAAGGCAAGCGAAGGUGGAAUGGAACAAAGUACCUGUGUAACCAAUGAAGAGGCAGGUGUGAAGGGUAAACCCAAGAUGCACCCGUCAAGAGAACCCAUCAGGACUUCUGGUGGACUUCCUGCUGUGAAACAUUCCACCAGUUUAGACACUCAGCCAGACACCGUGUCCCCUGAUAGCAUCUGCAAAGGUAUCAAAGUGACGCUGGACAACAACAGCAUGUGGAACGAGUUUUUCAGGUGCAAAACAGAGAUGAUUCUGACUCAACAAGGCAGCAGGAUGUUUCCGUACUGCCGAUUUCGCAUCUCUGGCUUGCACCCCUCUAAGAAGUACUCUUUGAUCAUGGACAUUCAACCUUUAGACAACAGUCUUUACAAGUGGACGGGCAAGAGCUGGCAAGUUGCUGGAAAGGCAGAGUGUCAUGUUAAGAGUCAACCAUUUGCUCAUCCAGAGUCCCCUUCAGUGGGUCAACACUGGAUGCAGAAUCCAGUGUCCUUUUACAAACUAAAGCUCACUAACAACACCUCAGAUAAAGAGGGGAACACUACUCUUCAUCCGAUGCACCGCUACUUACCACGACUGCACGUGGUCCAAACUGACAAAGCUGCUAAAGAUAUAAAGCUAAAUGGCCCCAGUGUUGUUACAUUCACUUUCCCCCAGACGGAGUUUAUGGCAGUCACUGCUUACCAGAACUCACGAUUUUCUCAGCUAAAAGUCGACUACAACCCAUUUGCUAAAGGACUGAAGGAGGAGGGCUCCAGUUCGUUGGGCCCAAAGUUGAAACUGAACUCUGUUAAAGACUCACACAAAGAUGGAAGCACAGCAACCACUGAGCAGCAUCCAGUGAAGAAGAGCUUGAAGUCUUUGCUUGCAAACCAUAAACCUAGAAGCACGAAAGCAGCGGACUCAGAGCCUUCGGGGUCAGGUGAACUCCAGAAAAAAUCCACUACAAACAAUGAUCAGUCAGAUGACAGUGUCUCUGGAGAACGUUCAUGCAGCAAUUCACAUCCAGCCCAGAAAUUAUUUUCUGAACUGAUGCGGGAGGCUCACGUGUCACUGCAUAGAUGCGACCAGGAGGAGCUGGCAAUCAAUAACAGCACCUCUCACAGGACUGAGCGAACCAACACGAAAACCACAGCUUCAAAAAGCAACAAACAGGAUUUUCCCAAAGGGGACAGUAUAUCAGUCAAAACACAGAGCAAAACUUCACCUCCACAGAAAGGUGAAGCUGUAGCAAGGAGGAAAGUAAAGGAAGUAACGGACAAUUCAUUGAACUGCAAAGACAAUGGUGGGACUAUUAGUUCCAACGACAAUAAUGUUGUUGCUGCUCCAGCAGUGUCCCAGAACUCCUCGGUGCACUCAGACCAACAACAUAAACCUGAAGCUCAAUCAGAGGUGAAAGUAAAGCGGAGUAAACGGCCAGCACCUCUGCCUCUGCCAGCGCUUGCUCUUUUUUUGAAGCAGCAUUCAACAAAAUCUAAAGUAACCAAGAGCAAGCUGGACUCUCCUCCUCCAGUACUCCCGUCUGAAUCUCAGUCUUAUUCACAGAGUUCUGCUGCAGCUCCUGCAUAUCCGCCUUCUGAUCACGCCGGCAAAGCAACUGGUCCCUCGAAGGACCUAACUGGUGAUAUCACAACAGCUGACAAACAGGCCUCUGGGCAUACUGCUGCACUUUCUCAUCCAGAUGAAAUGGUUUUGAAUGUUACUGAACAAGCAGUUGAAACUGCCCACAAGCCUUCCAGUCCAUCAUGUCCAGACUUUGUUGCCUCUACAGACCCAAAGGGAGUAAGAGCUGACGAUUCUUUGGCCUCUGUUUCAGUUGCUGAAGGCUCAGGACCUGAGCCGGCGGUACCAGAUGGUACACAAGUGUUGCCCAACUCAGAUCAGCCAUUUUGUACCCUUGGGACAACAGUGUCCACCAUUUACACAACUAUAGCUACCUCUUCUGCAGCUUCCACUUUGUCACCACCCCUUGACACAGUGUUAACUGCCUCAAACUCUCCCCAGACACAGACCAUCUCUGAGUCUUCCACACUACCCUCAGACUUGCCAACUACAAAGUCUGAUUCUUUGCUACCUGACCCAGAGUGUUCUUCGUUUGGCUUUGAGCCUUUGUCACCUGCAAGCUCUCCAGAACCUUUACCUUCCCUGCCCAUCUUGUUAGCGUUAGACCUCAACUCCACCACUUCUGAACCAACUCCAAAAGCAGUAUCUCCUGAAGAGUUACAGCACGGUGAAGACUCCGCUGCCUCUGUGUUUAAAUGGCAUACAGUGUUACCUCCACCCAGGCCAUACAUAGACACUACGUACACAACAUUUCAGUCCACACCACAGACCCAUCCUUCAGGGCCUGAUCCAUCACCUUUGUUGCCUUCGCAGACUCCUUCCCACCCUGAUCCGCAGACUCUCGAUACCUCCACAUCCACACCUCCCCCUGAUCCGGCUCCAUCAUUUCAAGAAAAUGAAUCGCUGCUCUUCCCUGCAGAACUGUCACCCCUUGCGCUUCACUUGCCCCUGUCCCCAACCUUUUCUUCAUUAGACGGAGACGCAUUGUCACCCACGCCUUCAAUCGCAGACCUUGUGCAGUUUUUCUCCACUGAUGAUGACCUUGGGAUGGAGGUGGCGUUUUCAAACACAGAGGCAGUGGCUGCUCCCUGCCUGCCCCCACCUACAACAGAAGCAAAUGCACAUGAGCCUUCUCAGGAGGUGCAGCCAACCCCAGCCAACAAACCCUGCAGGGGCAGGAAGAAGUCCCGGCGGCCAAAGCUUGCCAAGACGGACAUGGUUGAGAAAAUGGAUGUUUCCACCUACACCAGCAUGAAGCCUAACCUGGAGGAAGUGGAGGAGCAGUUAUUCAUUUCAUUCACAUCAAAGGAGGCUCUCAAACUUCACGUUGCGGACUCUUCUGUCGUGACGGCCUCGCAGCCUGAGAUGACGCCUGAAUGUCACCUGCAACCAACCGCUGACGCACCUUCCUCUGAUGAGAAAGCAGAGACGGAGGAGAGUUUGGGGGAGAAACUUGCCGCCUUCGAGAAGAUUCUUCUGAGAGACUUGAAGCUGGUGAGACACAGACAGGUGAUCCAUCCCGUGCUGCAGGAAGUCGGUCUGAAGUUGAAUCUGCUGGAUCCGACUCUGGCCAUCGACCUGCAGUACCUGGGGGUCCGCCUGCCCAUCCCCCCUCCUGGAGUCUCUCUGGAGCCACUGACCCAGGAGCUGCCGCCACCACCGCCGCCAGGUGUCUCUGCAGCGUUUGUGUCCAGGACGGGAAAAACAACCGACGUGACUCAGAUUAAAGGCUGGAGAGAGAAAUUCACCCCGUCAGAGGCUCCGCCCACACCGGCGCCAAUCAAACCUGAAGCCGGUCCGAGCUCCGAGCCUCCGAAGAAGAACCUGUCGGCGUUCUGCAGCGACAUGCUGGACGAGUAUCUGGAGAACGAGGGGAAGCUGAUCGACGAGCGCGCCGCCAGCUUCUCGCAGCCCGCCGUGGAGCCGCCCGUCUACCAGCUGCCCACCAGGAGCACCAGCUACGUCCGGACCCUCGACAGCGUCCUGAAAAAACAGACCUCCCCGACCUCUGACCUCAUAUCCGGAUUCAUCCCGCCCUCCAAGAGACCCAAACCGCCCCUCAGAGAGACCAAGACCUCCAGGAAGAGGGGCCCCAAACCCCGCAAGCACCAAGCAGAACCAGGUCCGGCCCCCGCACUCAGUCCGGCUGAGUCCGGCCUGAUCCAGAAACCAGCUGCAGUCCAGAUCCCAGCAGCUCCCUCAGCAGAGGCCCCCCUCACAGACCCCCACACCCCAAAGAAAUACCGACACAGAGUCCGCCUGGACCCCGCAGACCCCCGCUCCAUCUCUCCUCCGCCUAAGAGAAGGAGGAGACUCAAACCCAAGACCUCCUGCCAGACCCUCAGCCCCCACAAGUCCACUGCCCCCCCACCCUCCGCCACAGAGGACAUGGCGCCGCUGGAGUCGGACUCUGAGCUGGGGGCCGAUCAGAGCGGCGGGCCCCCGACGACCCGAGCUCUGCUGCGGCAGAAGGACCUGGAGGACGAGGUGGUGUGGGGGGGGCGACCCCGGACCUGCAUCACCGAGGAGAGGGCCACCGUCGCUCUGACAUCGCUCUUUACUCUGAUGGGUUUCGUCCGGGAGAACCCGACGGCGCCAAUCCAGCUGACUCGGCGGCGAGCUCCCCGCUGCCUGAACGAGUUCUGCCGGCUGGGCUGCGUCUGCUCCAGUCUGUCUCACUGCGCCAGGAUCAGCCACUGUGGCCGGCCCCAGUGCAUGCUGGGAUGCAGCUGCCUCAAACAGAAGGUGGUUCUCCUGAAGAACCUGGACGCCUCUGACUGCAGCCCCUCGCAGCCCGCCAACACCAAGAGGAGGCGGAGGAAGAGGAGGAUGAAGAUGGCCUACAUCCUGAAGGAGGCGGACAGCGUCUCCCAGCCUGCCGAGCGGGUCCGGACUCUGUGGAAGAGGGGCGUCGAAGACUCAGAUCCAGAUCCGAUCAACGCCCCCAAAGCUGCAGCCCUGCCCCGCCCCCCUGUGAGGACUGACAGACGGGAGGACAGACGGGAGGACAGAUGGGAGGACAGACGGGAGGACGUCCUCAGCGGCGGCAGCAGCUGUGCCAGAGCGCGAGCUUUCAGAGGGAAGAAGAAGAGCGGCAGGAAGGCGAAGAGGAAGGAUCAGCUGCGGAGUCUCAGAGCUCCUCAGCAGGAGGCGUCUCAGGACGUCAAGUCCAAAAAGCUUCGUCUGCAGUCUUUGAAACAGAGAGAUCUGACGCUGAAGGACGCAAAGACCAAACCCUCCGCUCCUCCUCCUGCAGGUGAGCC
This is a messenger RNA of Plectropomus leopardus (leopard coralgrouper), 6563 nucleotides long. The record is from RefSeq and is a predicted model, not a curated record. NCBI's taxonomy places the organism in Eukaryota, Metazoa, Chordata, Actinopteri, Perciformes, Serranidae.